Acanthoscelides obtectus is the source of this 447-nucleotide messenger RNA. The record is from the annotation of a GenBank genome assembly. NCBI's taxonomy places the organism in Eukaryota, Metazoa, Arthropoda, Insecta, Coleoptera, Chrysomelidae.
AUGAUGGGACAAGAUUGCGACUUGUUGGAUUGGAAGGAUUUUUCUAUUACAAAAUUCAAGAAAACCAGUGGUAUACAAGAAGUAAAGCGAGUUCAUUUGCAAAGGGUUCGUGAAAAGUGUUUGACAAAAUUAGAAGUCUUCUACAGAACAGACAACGAUACAAAGUAUCAGAACUACUUGAAACGAGGUGCGAAAUUAGAAAAUUACCAACCUAAGCAAAUUGAACUGCGCAAUAGCAUUAAAAAAAUUAAGCUUGAAAACGUUGAAACCCUAUUAAAAACGUAUCAAGAAGACUGGGAAGAUAAUGAAACCUUCGCUUGGUACAAGAACCUACUAAAUGAAAGAAGAUAUCCAACAGGAGACGAGGAAGAAACAUGCCCGGAAUCCGACGAUGUAGAUCCAGAGUUGUGUGAUUGUGCUGAGGAAGACAUUGGCUUGAAAAUAUAA